Penicillium arizonense is the source of this 4407-nucleotide messenger RNA. RefSeq lists its product as uncharacterized. The coding region runs from base 1 to 4407 and encodes 1468 amino acids. The transcript has 3 exons. The record is from RefSeq and is a predicted model, not a curated record. Gene Ontology annotation, molecular function: protein binding. Lineage: Eukaryota; Fungi; Ascomycota; Eurotiomycetes; Eurotiales; Aspergillaceae.
AUGUUUGACCGACUCAGGGACAAGCUUCACAUCCACAGACACAAGAAGGGUGAAAAACAGGCCAUACCUAAACCAACUAAGCCAGAGCAAGAAGGGAAUGAGAAAACUCCAUCGGCAGCAACCGCGCCCUCUCAGCCGGCUCCCCAGCCCGCAGCGGACGCACCGCCCGCCAAGCCACCCGCCGAAGUACCCGCCGAAGAGAAACCAGCGAAGCAGCCAGAUGCUCCAAAGGAUCUGUGGGUGGAGGCUCUGAACUCCUUGCCCGAAUCAAAGCAGGAGACGUUAAAGAAGAUGGGUUUCAACAAAGACACCGCCCAGUCUGUAUCAGUUGAAUCCAGCAUCAACGAUCUCGUGGGAGUGGUCAACAAGAGACAGGAAGAGUGCGAAAAGAAGUUCUGGAAGGUGAAAGUUGGCGAUGAAGAGAUCGUCCUGAGGAACUAUACCAACAAGAUUGUCGACUGGCUCGAGAAGGCCGGUGACAUUGCCGUGCAAUUUGCUCCACCUCAAGCUGCUAUUCCAUGGGCUGUCAUUAAAUCUGUUAUGCAGAUCCCUGUUAUUGAAGGUGAGCAAAUGGCCGCUUUGCUUGCGACCACUGAGAAGAUUGUUCGGGUGAUUAGUCGUGGCCAAGUUUAUGAAUCUGUAUAUCUCAAGAAUGCCACCGCUACUCCCACGGACAACCUUUCCAAGAACCUUCAAUCCGCAUUGACCACAAUCUAUACCACAUCACUGGAUCUGCUGGCCGAGUCGGGUAGUCUGUUUUCCAAGAACACUGCUACGCGUACCCUGCAAGCGCUUAUCAAUCCGGGCAAGGUCUCUGGCGAUCUUUCCGCUAUUAGCGAACAAGAGGAUGACCUUCUGCGCGAUGUCUCCGCGUGUGAAGUUAGACGCAGUGCGAACGCAGAUGAUAGCAUGAUUGGAAUGCUGAAUGCUCUGAAUGCCCCCAUGAAACGUAUGGACGAAGGCAUUCAGCAUCUCCUUCAAACUGUGGAUGAAGAAGAACGCAUUAAGAUGUUGGAAUGGAUUUCACCAAUUCCCUUUGGAAAGAACCACAACAACGUCAAAGAAAAGAGGACACCUGGCACGGGUGGAUGGUUGCUGGAGCAUGAGGGUUUCAGCAAGUGGGAGCAGAGCAACUCUUCUAUCUUCUGGCUUCAGGGAUCCCCGGGUACCGGAAAGACUUUCCUCACAUCCGUCGUCGUCGACCGAAUCCAGGACAAAAUAAGUGAGAAUCCGAAGGAUGAGGGCUUUGCAUUCUUUUACUGUGACAAGAACGAAACGAGGCGUUCGCAGCCACUGUCCAUUCUUCAAAACAUCGUUCGCCAGCUCUCGACAACCGCGAAGAACCCCGAAGCUACCCAAACAAAGCUUCGUGAGUUAUAUUCGAAAUGUCGCCAAGGAGGGACAACAUUUAGUCUAGAGAUUUGCAAGGAGCAGAUCCGGGCCUCCCUGGAUAUUUACGAGCAAACCACAAUUGUGAUCGACGCCAUGGAUGAAUGUGAUCCUGAUUCCCGCGAUGAACUGAUUGAUGCUUUGAACUCUUUCGUGUCCGAGUCCAACAGCAAUCCUGUUAGGAUCUUCAUUUCCAGCCGACCAGACCCCGAUAUUGAGAACCAGCUGGAGAACACCCCCAAUAUCGGCAUCAAUGCAAGUGACAACAAGAGUGACAUCGAGAAAUAUCUCUCGGCAGAGAUGGACAAGCUUGCCAAGAAGGCUCCUUUCUUCGGACGUUUGAAAUCGAAGGUCAUCGAUGCUUUGCUCGAACGCUGCCAGGGAAUGUUCCAAUGGGCUGCUUUGCAGACUCAUCAGAUUCAAAAGUGCAAGACCGAGUCCAGUGUCUGGAAGCGACUUGAAAAUCUGCCGGAUGACCUCCAAAAGGCCUACGAUGAGGCAUGGAGUCAAGUGGAAGAAUUGGAGGAACCGGAUAAACUGCUCACAAACCGUGCCAUGUUGUGGGUGAUGGCGGCAGAGCGGCCAUUGUCCACCUCCCAGCUCCUCGGUGCUGUUCGCGUGAACACGAAUGGAGAGGAACCUGCACUGGCCGACGAAAUCGACGAGCAAGGUCUACUGUCGCUCUGUAACAAUCUCCUCACCAUCGACUCUCAGCUGAAAGUGUGGCGAUUCGCUCAUUUGUCAGUCCGCGAAUAUCUCGAGACCAAAAUGCAAUGGACCCUUCCAUUGGUGAACUUCCACGCCGCCAGUGCCUGUUUAACAUGGCUUAUCACCAAGUAUGGCAAGGAGGAUGAUGAUGAUCUCAAUUUGGAAGACUGGGAAUCAAAGCCAACUGAGGUCUUCCAUCUCAUGCAUCCAUUCCAUAUAUACAUUAGACAUCACUGGGCAAAGCAUAUCCAGGCGGCACAGGAUGACGAAGAGGCUACCCUGUCAUCCCUCUUGAAGACUUUCCUCGGAUCCCCCGAAGACAGCAGCAAACAGUACCAAAAAUGGUAUGAGGUUAUUCAACAGGAAUUAGACAGGAUCACCGACGCAGAAGACUUUAACCUCUGCCUUGCGGCAGGUGGCUACGACGAAGAAUUCAAAGAUACAUGCGACUUCAACCAGGCACCUCAUCCGGAAUGGAGCGAGUUCGAAAGCGAGUUAGGCCCGGCAGACAAGGCCAUUUUUGCGAUGUGUCAUCUCUCAUUCAGUGCCAUUCUGUCAGACUGGUGGCAGGAUGUCAAAGAUGUCUCUCAUGUGAACGAAAGAGGCCACAAUAUUCUCACGCUUGCUGCGCGGGCGGGAUGCACACCCAUUUGCAAGAUUCUGAUUGAUAAAGGUGCAGAGGUAAAUUUGCCGGUUGAGGGUCGAACAUAUGGCAGCGCUCUUGUUGCCGCCGCCCACCGGGGGCACACUGAAACUGUCAAGUGCCUGGUCGAGGCAGGCGCCGAUGUGAACAUGUUUGUGCAGCAUGGCUUCCAUAAAACUGCUCUCAUCGCAGCGCUGUUCGCCGGAAAUCUUGGGACCGCCAAAUACCUGGUCCAAGAGGCACACGCGGAUGUGAACCAAACGUAUACCCCGGAAGAUCAAGAUGAUGACGAAGAAGACUUUGAGCCAAUCGUGCUCCUCACCCCAGUUGGCCUGGCAGCAAAGAUAAACAAUCUCGAGAUUCUUGAGCUUCUGGUGAAUUCUGGAGCCAACGUGAACGUGCCAGAGCAAUCCGGAAAUCCCCUUGCCGUCGCUAUCCGAUUUGGCAAUAGGCAGGGUGCGAAAUAUCUUAUUCAGAAGGCAAAGGCUGAUGUGAAUCUGCCGAUGGUUGAGUCGAGUUUCGUCACAAUCCUCGAACGAGCAGCAGCCGAUGACAGAAAUCUUGAAAUCGUCAAAUGCUUAGUAGAAGCGGGAGCCGAGGUAAACCCGGCAGAGUACGGCAGUCAGGGCACACCUCUCGGGGCAGCAGCAUACGGAAGCUACAAGAGCAAGGGAGGAAGCAUGAUUGAGAUUGUCAGAUACCUUGUUGGAGCCGGCGCGAAUAUCCACAAAGGGGAUGAUGAGAACAGCCCCGUUUCACUGGCAGUAGAUGCUAGAGAUAUCAAAGUCCUGAGAUACCUGGUCGACUCAGGCGCAGAGCUGGAUGUUCCAAAGGAAUACAAAAAAGCAGUUGAAUACGACGACUUCUCUGAGGGUAUCAGGUACCUGGUCCAGAAGGGUGCUGAUGUGAACAUGCGACUCUCGGGAGAUUAUGGCAGUGUUCUCGAAAAGACAUCAGCAGAGGACAGAACUCUUCAAGUCACCAAGGCCCUGGUUGAAGCAGGAGCAGACGUGAACUUGCUCUCCGAAAGUCGGGACUAUGGAAGUCCUCUUGCGGCGGCCGUUGCGUCCUGGAUCGGUGCCGACAUGGACACAGUCAAGUACCUAAUCCAAAAGGGGGCUGAUGUCAAUUUGUCGCUUCCGCAUGGGAGGUAUGGCAAUGCUCUCAUAGCAGCAGCGGCAAGGGCAUACAAUGUCGAGGCCGUCAAGUACUUGAUCAGAUCAGGUGCGGACGUGAAUGCAUCACCACAGCAUGGGGAGUACGGUAGUGCUCUCGUGGCCGCCGCUGCAUGUGAUGAAACCGUCGAUACUGUCAAGGCUUUGAUGGAAGCAGGAGCAGAUAUCAAACGUACCUUUGAGAAAGGCGAGUAUGACUGUGUUCUUGCAGCAGCUGUGACCAACGUUCACACUCAGCUCGACAUUGUUGAGGCCGUCGUGGCCGCCGGAGCAGAUGUCAACCAACCAUUCAAGCGUGGGAAGUACGGUAGUGCUCUUGCUGCUGCUGCAUACCAAGGGAAUGUUGAGAUCGUGGAACUUUUGCUUAAAUCUGGUGCUGAUGUGAACAUGCACCUUGAGAACGGAGACUACCGCACUGCCCUUGCAGCAGCAGAAGCUGGGGAAGAUGAAGAAACGGUGGCGGUACUCAAGAAGCAUGGGGCAACAGCUUGA